AGUUUGUUCCCCUGUCUCUCUCUCUAUUGGUGUCAGUAUGUUCCCCUGUCUAUCUCACUAUUGGUGUCAGUAUGUUCCCCUGUCUCUCUCUCUGUGUUUGUGUCAGUUGUGUCCCUGGGGUUUAUUUUGAGGUCUUAUCACAGCUGUUCUAUAUGUGGGCAAGACCCCCCACCCCCCACCCUCUCUCGCUCUUUUCCUCCUUCUCACUUCUCCUUUUCUUUCUCAUAUACCCAGGACCUUCUGUCUAUCAGAAUGGAGACUUGUCAGGUGAGUGGCCAGGAGGAGCCAGCCCAGGGUCAGGGUCAGGUGGACUUGACAGAGGACCUGAGCAAGCAGCUAGAGGACAUCAUCAGUACCUACCAGGAGGCCAGUGAAGAGCCCACAGAGCAGGAGGAGGUGGAAGACGAGGCGCUGAAGGAGCAGGUCACUAAGAAGAGCUCCGCCAAGGACCAGAAACUGGAGAAGAAGAUGCUCAAAAGUCUUGGUAAAGAGGCCAUGCUAUUGAUGCAGAGUUUGAACAAGCUCGGCACUCCAGAGCAGAAACUGGAGGCCAUCAUCAAGAAACAUGCUGAGCUGCUGGAUGAACACCGGGGUGACCAGAAGCAGCUGAAGUUUCUGCAGAAGAAGCUUCUCCAGGUGAUGAAAGAGAAGGACCAGCUCCAGAGUGAACACAGCAGGGCUGUUCUGGCCCGCAGCAAGUUGGAGUCCCUGUGUAGGGAGCUGCAGAGACACAACAAGACCCUCAAGGAGGAAACCCUCCAGAGGUGUAGGGAGGACGACCUGAAGAGGAAGGAUAUCACCACUCACUUCCAGAGCACGCUGACGGACAUCCAGGCCCAGAUCGAGGACCACAGUACCCGCAACACCAAGCUGUGUCAGGAGAACACCGACCUGGCAGAGAAACUUAAGAGCCUCAUCUCCCAAUACGACGCAAGAGAGGCAAACCUGGAAAAGGUGUUCAAACAUAGAGACCUGCAGCAGAAGCUGUUGGAAACCAAACUUGAACAGGCAAACAUGAUCAUUGCAGAGGGAGAGGAGAAGCACAAGCGAGAGAAAGACCACUUGAUAAAUAAGGCCGCACGGUCGCAGGUGAAGGUGCAGAUUCUGAAAGAACAAGAGGAAGGGAUGCAGGCCCAGAUUUCCAUGUACUCCGAAAAGUUUGAUGAAAUCCAGGGGACUGUGUCAAAGAGCAAUGGAGUGUACGCCAGCUUCAGACAGGACAUGGAGAAGAUGUCCAAGAAGAUGAGGAAGCUGGAGAAAGAGUCUAUUCAAUGGAAAAGCCGUUUCGAGGGCUGCAACAAGGCUCUUAUCGAUAUGCUCACAGACAAAACCUUGAAGGAGAAGGAGUUUGAGCUGUUCACCUUGAAGACUCAGAAGCUGGAGAAACUGUGCCGGGCACUGCAGGAGGAGAGGAACAGUCUCUCUCAUAAGCUCCAGGAAGCCAAUCCAGCAGCUGCCACCAGUGUAGCGGAGACAAAAGAGAAGGAGAAUCCAGAGGUACCUGCUACUGAAAAGCCCAGUGAGACACCCUCUGAAAAACCCAGGGCUAUUGAAACCCCUGUUCCUAUAGAGACCCCCGCAGUCGUAACUCCUGCUACUGAAAAUCCCGCUCCUGCAACCCCCCUGACCAGAGAGCUGGCUGACCUGAAGGCCCAGAAGGCCCGUCUACAGGAGAUUCAAAUGUCCUUCACCCUUUCCAACGUCGUGCCGCCUGAGUUCUUUGACAACCAGGAAGAGGAGGAGACCACCACAGAGCCACAUGGACACACUGAGGCCCCAGUGGCCAGUAACGAGGCAACCAAGGCCCCAGAGAAGAAUCACAUAGAGAGGUGUAACGGAGACAAGACGACAGAGGAGACCACCAGCCCAUCUUCUUCUGCCGCAGCAGCUGAAGAAGACGAAGCCCAGGAGCAGAGAGAUAGGGAUAUGGAGUCAGUUGACUAGACUAGGGUUGGUGUAGUUACAGUAGGUUACAAUCAGAGAUGGAAACCAUGUGAUCAUAACUUGUUUGAAUGGAAUUUUUAAGAAUAAACAAUAAAAACGUG
This is a messenger RNA of Salmo salar (Atlantic salmon), 2045 nucleotides long. RefSeq names its product beta-taxilin. NCBI's taxonomy places the organism in Eukaryota, Metazoa, Chordata, Actinopteri, Salmoniformes, Salmonidae. The record is from RefSeq and is a predicted model, not a curated record. Gene Ontology annotation, molecular function: syntaxin binding.